Nicrophorus vespilloides is the source of this 1073-nucleotide messenger RNA. RefSeq names its product cyclin-dependent kinase 2-like. Gene Ontology annotation, molecular function: ATP binding; cyclin binding; cyclin-dependent protein serine/threonine kinase activity. Gene Ontology annotation, cellular component: cytoplasm; cyclin-dependent protein kinase holoenzyme complex; nucleus. NCBI's taxonomy places the organism in Eukaryota, Metazoa, Arthropoda, Insecta, Coleoptera, Silphidae. Gene Ontology annotation, biological process: G1/S transition of mitotic cell cycle; signal transduction; regulation of gene expression. Bases 108 to 1073 code for a protein of 321 amino acids. The transcript is spliced from 2 exons. The record is from RefSeq and is a predicted model, not a curated record.
GUAAACUUAACGGUCAUUUUUUCUUGGAAGAGGAAAAAUAUUUUGGAUAUAAAUACACCGAGGGUUGGUUUGUAAGGCAUUCAGUAUUUGCAACUACGACCGUGAACAUGUUGAACCAAACUAAGGAAUGCUUGAACCAAAAUGCGAAUAAACUGGACAAAUUCAUUAAGCUUAAGAAAGCAGGCGAAGGCACUUACGGUGUCGUUUACAAAGCGAAAGAUAAAAUAACAGGAAAAUUUGUUGCACUAAAGAAGAUGAAAUUCGAUAAACAGGUUGAUGAAACCGAGGGUGUACCAUCAACUACGAUCAGAGAGAUCUGUUUACUGAAGAAUUUGCACCACUCAAACGUAGUCGAAAUGCUGGAUGUUAUCUUUCCUGAACCAAAAACAAUUUACUUAGUUUUCGAGUACUUAGACAUGGAGCUAAAGCAUUAUUUGGAUACUGUCAAUAGUAAGUUAGACAAAGAUCUGAUAAAAAGCUACUGUAAGCAAUUAAUGGAAGGCUUAGCCUACUUGCAUUCACAUCGAAUUCUGCAUAGAGAUUUAAAGCCGCAGAAUAUUCUAAUCGAUCGCGAAGGACACAUUAAGCUUGCCGAUUUUGGUUUGAGUCGUUGUUUUACAGUACCAGUAAGAGCUUACACGCACGAAGUUGUUACACUAUGGUACAGAGCACCAGAACUGUUGCUGGGUUCCAAUCUCUAUGGACCUGGUAUAGAUGUCUGGAGUGUCGCUUGUAUUAUCGCAGAGAUGAUUAAUAAAAGGGCUUUGUUUCCUGGAAAUUCUGAAAUCGAUCAGAUUUACAGGAUUUUCAAGCUUUGCGGAACUCCGAAUGAAACAACUUGGUCGGGAUGUACUAAUCUGCCGGAUUAUAGGAAAGGUUUUCCUCAAUGGUUGCCCGAAGAUAUGUCAAAAUUUAUCAAUUUCGAUGACGACGAUCAAAAAGAGUUCUUUAGUAAAGUCUUGGAGUGCAAUCCUAAUAAAAGAUGGACUGCCAGAGAGUCUUUGGGUUGCAAAUAUUUGAAGUCCUCUAAGCUUACGGCGCCGAAAUCCGAAUGUUUCAAACCAAUUUCUUAA